Myotis daubentonii (Daubenton's bat) is the source of this 4683-nucleotide messenger RNA. It is a transcript of the gene RAP1GDS1, whose product is annotated as Rap1 GTPase-GDP dissociation stimulator 1. Gene Ontology annotation, molecular function: protein binding; guanyl-nucleotide exchange factor activity. The record is from RefSeq and is a predicted model, not a curated record. Lineage: Eukaryota; Metazoa; Chordata; Mammalia; Chiroptera; Vespertilionidae. Gene Ontology annotation, biological process: positive regulation of GTPase activity.
CAGGUUUUCUCCGCAGCUGGGAGGGGCCGGAGCCAUCGGCGGCCCAGCGGACCCCGGAAACUGCGGCCAGGCCACCGGAGGGGCCGCAGCCAACUCUGCCCGGCUUUCAUUUCCCGGCCGCGUUCAAAGGGAGCGGGGCGGAGCUGGGGCCAUCCCGGUAGGGUGGAGCCCGGCGCCGGAGGCACUUCACUCCAUGGCUUCUCCCGUGUCCUCCGGGGAAUGGAAGCCCGCGCCCCUCUAGGAGGGGGAACCACACUCUCCCCGAGGAAAUCCUGGGCGGCCCCUCUCCCUGGCGGCCCGGACCGCUCGUUCUUACGCCAGCCGCAGCCAGGACGGCCUGAACUGUCACCGAGAUGGCCACUAAUAACCAGCGCCCUCCCAGCGGGCCCCCGGACGGCCCUGAAAACGGGCGUCCCUCAGCAUCCGUCUCCCAGAGGCGCUGGCCUCGCCGCCCAGACAGUUCGGAACCUCCGCCUGGCUGCCCCCCGCCGGGCCCGGCGCCUCCUCCUCCGGAAAGCUCCCUCCACUACAGCCAGCCGUCCCGUGUUGGACGCCGGCCCGUCCUCCGGUGGUGGGCUGGCGGAGUCGGGGUAGUAACCCUGAGGCUAGCCCUCCGUCCGGGUCCGGGCUUCCGAAAGGCCAUGCGCCGCCUUUUCAGGGCCCGCCCUCCGCCCCUCAGGCGGGCACGCCGGAGCCCCUCCACCUGCAGAAACACGCCCACCCUCCCGCUCAGACUUGCGGGCCACCCGGGGGUUGGGGGAGGGAGGUGCUGCGCAUGCCCGGCGGGGAGGGCGGGGCGCACGGGCUGCGCGUCGGGGCGGGCGCCGUUCCGGCCGCCUCAGCGCCUCCGCUGCCUGCCCGCCCGGAGCCGCGUCCGCUGCAGGCCGCGCCCGCCGCCGCCCUGCCCCGCCCCACCCCGCCCCCAGUCGCUCGUCCCCGCCGCGGCCGCGCCGCUUGCAGCAGCAGCAGCGGCAGCACCAGCUGCUCCUCCCCGGCGGCCGACCCCCGCGGGUCCCUACCCGGCUGCGGGAGAAACCGAGAUAGAGGAAGGAUACAGCGCCGUGCCGCCCGCCCGGGAAACCUCCGCCUCGCCCUCCCGGCGCUCCAAAGCGACCUCCCGGCGCUUCGCCUCGCCCUCCCGGCUCUCCACCCUCGGGAGCAACAUGGCAGAUAAUCUCAGUGAUACCUUGAAGAAGCUGAAGAUAACAGCUGUUGACAGAACUGAGGAUAGUUUAGAAGGAUGCUUGGAUUGUCUGCUUCAAGCCCUGACUCAAAAUAAUAUGGAAACAAGUGAAAAAAUCCAAGGAAGUGGGAUACUUCAAUUGUUUUCAAGCCUGUUGAUUCCACAGUCUUCCUGUACAGCCAAAGUAGCUAACAUCAUAGCUGAAGUAGCCAAAAAUGAGUUUAUGCGAAUUCCGUGUGUGGAUGCUGGAUUGAUUUCACCACUGGUGCAGCUACUAAAUAGCAAAGACCAGGAAGUGCUGCUUCAAACGGGCAGGGCUCUAGGAAACAUAUGUUAUGAUAGCCAUGAGGGCAGAAAUGCAGUUGACCAAGCAGGUGGUGCACAGAUUGUAAUUGACCAUUUAAGGUCACUGUGCAGUAUAACAGAUCCCGCCAAUGAGAAGCUCUUGACUGUCUUUUGUGGCAUGCUGAUGAACUAUAGCAAUGAGAAUGAUUCCCUUCAGGCCCAGCUUAUCAAUAUGGGUGUUAUUCCUACCUUAGUGACAUUACUGGGCAUCCACUACCAAAAUGCAGCUCUUACAGAAAUGUGUCUCAUAGCAUUUGGCAACUUAGCCGAACUUGAGUCCAGUAAAGAACAGUUUGCCAGUACAAACAUUGCUGAAGAGAUGGUAAAACUGUUCAAGAAACAAAUAGAACAUGAUAAGAGGGAAAUGAUUUUUGAAGUUCUUGCUCCUUUGGCAGAAAAUGAUGCUAUUAAACUACAGCUGGUUGAAGCAGGCUUGGUAGAAUGUCUACUAGAGAUUGUUCAGCAGAAAGUGGAUAGUGACAAAGAGGAUGAUGUUGCUGAGCUCAAAACUGCUUCAGAUCUAAUGGUUUUAUUACUUCUUGGAGAUGAAUCCAUGCAGAAAUUAUUUGAAGGAGGAAAAGGUAAUGUGUUUCAAAGGGUGUUGUCCUGGAUUCCAUCAAAUAACCACCAGCUGCAGCUUGCUGGAGCGUUGGCGAUUGCAAAUUUUGCCAGAAAUGAUGGAAAUUGUAUCCAUAUGGUAGACAAUGGAAUUGUAGAGAAACUUAUGGAUUUACUGGACAGACAUGUAGAAGAUGGAAAUGUAACAGUACAGCAUGCAGCACUAAGUGCCCUCAGAAACCUGGCCAUUCCAGUUGUAAAUAAAGCAAAGAUGUUAUCAGCUGGGGUCACAGAGGCAGUUUUGAAAUUCCUUAAAUCUGAAAUGCCCCCGGUUCAGUUCAAACUUCUGGGGACAUUAAGAAUGUUAAUAGAUGCACAAGCAGAAGCUGCUGAGCAACUAGGAAAGAAUAUUAAGUUAGUGGAGCGUUUGGUGGAAUGGUGUGAAGCCAAAGACCAUGCUGGUGUGAUGGGAGAGUCAAACAGACUGCUCUCUGCCCUCAUACGACACAGUAAAUCAAAAGAUGUAAUUAAAACCAUUGUACAGAGUGGUGGCAUCAAGCAUCUAGUUACCAUGGCAACUAGUGAACAUGUAAUAAUGCAGAAUGAAGCCCUUGUUGCUUUGGCACUAAUAGCAGCUUUAGAAUUGGACACUGCUGAGAAAGAUCUAGAAAGUGCUAAACUUGUACAGAUUUUACACAAACUGCUAGCAGAUGAGAGAAGUGCUCCUGAAAUAAAAUAUAAUUCCAUGGUUCUGAUCUGUGCUCUCAUGGGAUCUGAAUCUCUACACAAGGAAGUACAGGAUUUGGCCUUUCUAGAUGUUGUAUCCAAACUUCGCAGUCAUGAGAACAAAAGUGUUGCCCAACAGGCCUCUCUCACAGAGCAGAGACUUACUGUGGAGAGCUGAGAACUGCCCCUCCCUGAUACAUGGCAUCAUCCCAUCUCUGGUUUCCCCUUUGUCCUCCAUCCAGGUGCCUCUUCUGCUUCAUUCUCUUCCAUAUCACUUGUGCAUGCGUGUAAUGUUUCAAUACCAAUUGAAGAACUCUGUAGGUACCUGCCUAAUAAGAUUUCUAAACCCAGUUAGUGUGAACAUGAAAUUGUCAAAAACAAGUCUCCACCCAUAACUGUUCUUUUGUAUUCCUGUUGCUUGAGCUACAUUAAGUAGAAUGUGCAUGUUGUAGUCCUAUGAUGAUGUUAACUUGGUACUACAUAAUGACUUGCUCCUCACACUUGGUAAACUACAUAAUAAUGUACUGGUAAAUUAGCAAGAAACAAGAAUGCAGCAGAAUCUGUCUAGCUUAUUAAAGAUGAUAUUGAAUAGUAAAAAUAGCUCCAUUUUUUGGUGCUUGGUAAGCACAGUGACCAAAAAACUGUAUGGCUGUUCAUUCAUUAGUCUUACCUACUAAUGUCAAACUCCUGGUACCUAGAGUUAAAUAAAAUCCAAUGCUCUUACUCUUUACACUAUGGUUUCUCCUUCUUCCUAACUAUGUAGACUCUUGAAACUGCCACAAACUUGGCAGAACUUCCUGGGGUUUUUAAUUUCAUGUUUAAUUGGCUGUCAUCAAUAACCUGAUGUUGAAAACAUUUGUGGUUUUCAGUAUGAAACUACGGGGUUGAAGACUCCCUUUUACACUAGUACAUCUUGGAUUUUUGGCUGUAUUUUAGAUUCUUAUAUAUAUACAGUUUCACCUUAGAACUUUUUCUUCAACUAAUCAGGGUUGUCCAACACUUAUCUAUAAAAGUCACUUUGGCAUUUGUUUUCAACUAAGGAAACAAAUAUAGCUCAUUGGAGACUGGAUAUUUUUCCCUGUUUUUCAUCAUUUAGCUCAAAAGCAAGAGGUUUCCUCUCAGAGUCUUUUAAAAUCAUAUUAGAACUAGCAGGACAUAGGAAAACAUUAAGAAAUCUUUGUCUAGAUUAAAGAAAGGAAACAGGUUAUAAAGCCAUAUAGCCAGUACAGUUCAUCCUGCAGAUGGUCUCAUACCAGUAGCUGUUAGAGUCCCCACCUCCACUUCUUACAGGGAACUGCAGAUUUUAAAGGCUCUCUCAGAAAAGGUGACAGCUCCAGGACCCAGGAAAGGAGAAGACCUCCUUGGAGAACCAUAAUGUACUCUUCACUGCCACUACCACCACCAAAUGGAUUUUUAGAGCUUUGAAACAGUCUUUGUAAGUUAAUCAAAGCAUCCCUGUGACAUACCUGCCUUCUCCCUGUGCCCAAGUUUGACGAACAGUGGCUGAGAGGUAGAAUAGGCUGCAUUGUGGAAGGACUGCAGGACAGAUGGGCAGCCAGGGUAGAGGCUCCUUCCCCCACAUGAGAUGGUGUACAUCUCUAGGCGAUCAAAGUUGGACUUUGGACUCUGAAACAGCUAUAAUUCAAGAAAGUUAAAACCCCAGUGGAGGUAAAGAACCCUUUGACUAAUUAUUCUCUUGAUACCCAAGAAAGGGACUGCUGUAUGUACACUUACUGCAAGAAGGAUCUUGUUUACUAUCUUCUUCUGGACUGGAUAGUUAACUAUAUUUUAUGAUAGUUUUGAAAGACAUCUGUAAUGUAAAGACUGUCCAUAUUAAUAACUAAAUAAAUAAAUUGUAUAUCAAACCAUAA